Misgurnus anguillicaudatus (oriental weatherfish) is the source of this 1262-nucleotide messenger RNA. Lineage: Eukaryota; Metazoa; Chordata; Actinopteri; Cypriniformes; Cobitidae. The record is from RefSeq and is a predicted model, not a curated record.
AAGAGAGAGACGCAAGAGAGUGGAAACACUGUUAUCGGAGCUCCGCCGAGUUCAUCAUCUAAAUCUUACUUUCUUACUAUCUUGUUCCUAUCUAUAUAAUAUAACUUACUAGUUCAUCUUAGGAAUACCUUACCGUGACGAUUAUUCAACAGUUUCAAUAAGUGAAACGAUUUAUCACUGACCUUUCCUCACCAGAGCGGGAAGCUGUGGAGGAGUUGUGUCCCGGCAUUAGCACCAGGCGGUACAGCGUGCCUCACAUCACCCUGGCUCUAGGCACCCGGAGACGACCGAGGCACGCAACGAGCGAGCACCCAUCUCGAUGCAGCUUCACGGACCGCGGUCUGGCGAACGGAGACGCCAUCGCCCAGCAUGAAAACGGUAAGACUCCGCUUGUCAUUGUAACCUGCACUACUUGCCACAUGUACAGUUUAGCUUCUUCCGUCAGCAUAGAGGGGUUUACAUGUGCUAAGUGUAUUGAAGUAGUAAGGCUGACGGAGAAGGUUGCAGAACUAGAAGCGCGCAUCCGAACGCUAGUUGAGGACAGUAAGACCGCUAAUGUUAAUGUUACAAACACUGUUUCGGGUGCGCCUAGUGUUAAGCGUAAUACACUUGGCUCGGUUCCGACUUCAGAGUCAAGGCGGCUGACUAACUGGGUGACUGUCAGGCGGCCUAAUCGCAUUCGGCAUCCAAAUCACGUUCCUGUUUUAAUAUCAAACAGAUUUUCUCCACUCAGCAAUACACCGGCUGAGACAUCUGUUAAAGGUGCCCUGGUUAUUGGAGAUUCUAUACUCAGGAACGUUGGCAUUGAGGCACCAGCCACCAUAGUCGAUUGUAUACCGGGAGCCAGAGCGUCUGACAUUAGAUCCAAACUUAAAGUGCUGGCUAAUGCUAACCGUAAGUUUUCUAAGAUUGUUAUUCACGCCGGCACGAAUGACACCAGACUCCGCCAGUCGGAGAUCACCAAAGAUACUAUUAAAGAGGUGUGUGAAAUUGCAAAAACAAUGUCAGACAAUGUAAUUUGCUCUGGUCCCCUCCCCGCCUACCGGGGGGAUGAAACUUACAGUAGAUUAGUGUCUCUUCAUGGCUGGAUGUCAAAGUGGUGCCCUCAGCAUAACGUAGGGUUUAUAGACAAUUGGAAGCAUUUCCGGGGAAGACCUGACCUGCUAAAGAGAGAUGGCCUCCAUCCGUCUCCGGAAGGAAGUGCUAUACUCUCUAGAAAUCUGACCAAUAGUCUUACUUUUGAUAUUGUCUGACUAUCCAGG